AAUUAAUACUGAUUAUAUUUCGUUGCCCAUUCUUUUUCUUUCAUAAUUUAAGUCAAUUUACGUUAAAUAAUAACAGUAAUACUUAGUUUGUAUGUACAAAAUCCAUAAACAAGUGCGACAUCGUACACACGCAGUCUGAUGCACACGACGUUAUCACUCUAAUACAUACAAAAAUACACACGUAUUAGUAUUUAAUAUCUAGGGAAAAGUAUUUUACGAUACUAAACCCUACCUAUCACCAGCCAAAAUAUAUACCAUGUCAACGUCGAAUGAACCUGCUAGGAAAGGACCAGUAUCACCUGAAAAUCAUGAAUUUGUUGUUCCACAAAAGUUCGUUAAAACACCGCAUGAUAUGGCAGUCUGGGGAAAAUCAGAAGCAUAUUUUGAAUACCUAGGAUUUAUAUUAGCUUUAAACCAGGCAGUUCAAGGAAAAGCUUUAAAUGUUGAAUGCCAGCCAAGUCCUAUAAUAGAUAAUAUUAUCCAAAUGCUUAACGAGUUUGAUGCAUGGAUAACACAGAUACCUCCAACUGAACAACCUCAGCGAUUUGGUAACAAGUCGUUUAGAAUAUGGCAUGAAAGACUGCAACAGAAUGGAGUGGAAGAAUUGCAAAAAGUAUUACCACAGAAAUUGUAUAGAGCUGUUCCAGAGAUAGUUGAAUAUUUAUAUGAAGGUUUUGGUAAUCCAACCCGUAUAGAUUAUGGUACAGGACAUGAAAUGGCAUUUCUGAUGUUUCUAUGCUGUAUGUUUAAAAUUGGUGCUUUCAAACAGGAGGAUAAAGUUGCUGUAGUUGUAAAAAUAUUUAAUAGAUACCUCGAAUUAGUUCGCCGAUUACAGUUAACUUAUAGAAUGGAACCAGCAGGUAGUCAUGGUGUCUGGAGUUUGGAUGACUACCAGUUUGUUCCUUUCAUAUGGGGAAGUGCUCAGUUGAUUGGUCAUUCUCGUAUAGAACCUCGCCAUUUUGUUGAUCAGGAUAUCGUUGAUGCAUUCAGCAAACAAUAUAUGUUUCUUGGUUGCAUUCAGUUCAUUUCAAAGGUGAAGACAGGUCCAUUUGCUGAACAUUCUAAUCAGUUAUGGAAUGUCAGUGCAGUGUCUUCAUGGUCCAAGGUGAACAGUGGUCUCAUUAAAAUGUACAAAGCUGAGGUUUUAGCAAAAUUUCCUGUCAUUCAGCAUGUCCUGUUUGGUUCUCUAUUACCGAUUAAGCAAGCUUUUGCAUCACCCGUUGGAAAAGGACCUCGUAAAGAUGAUUCCGAACAACCAUCACCACCGACUCCUCAGUAACGAUACCUCACGAAUGAGCUUUACAUUUGUUAAUGUAGAUUGUAAUUCAGUAUUUAUAAUAAAAUUGUACACUGCGAUUGUAUGCUAUUAGAUUUUAAA
Osmia lignaria (orchard mason bee) is the source of this 1378-nucleotide messenger RNA. RefSeq names its product serine/threonine-protein phosphatase 2A activator. Lineage: Eukaryota; Metazoa; Arthropoda; Insecta; Hymenoptera; Megachilidae. Gene Ontology annotation, molecular function: protein tyrosine phosphatase activator activity; peptidyl-prolyl cis-trans isomerase activity. Gene Ontology annotation, cellular component: protein phosphatase type 2A complex; cytoplasm; nucleus. The record is from RefSeq and is a predicted model, not a curated record. Gene Ontology annotation, biological process: mitotic spindle organization.